AGAACGUGUGUCGUCAGGUUAAUAAUAUAAUUCUACUUUUUGUUUUGUUACGUCAGACCACUUUCCAUAGAAUGUCUAUCGACUUGCUUCAAUGUAGUCCGUAAUAAGAGAAUGGAGAAAUAACGUCAACAAGUCGACAAUAUUGGGAAUUAUGGAUGAAUGAAGAUUAUUUAUGUGUUUGUAGUGUUUGGAAUAAUUUCUAAAUAAGUUGAAAUGUAAACCAGUGCCAAGAAUGAAGAUCUUAUGUCACAUAAAUUUAAGAUCUUCGCAUAAAUCUUUUGGGGGAGUUUCUUAAAUGUAAACAUGUACAUUCACAGUGUACGUACGUUAUAGUAGACGAAAUUACCUGUGAAUUUGUCUAUAUUAUAAACCUAUAAUACAAAACACACCUGUGGGUAACACCUGUAGUGUGGUAAUAUACCUGGUUUGGUUUUAUUUGACUGUGUUAAAAUACGGUUUAAAGGACUUGGGUUGUGGAUUCACGUAGACGGACAGCGUGAUUCAAUGUGAAUUACCUGUGUUUUAUAAAUGUACACUCAAUGAUAGUUAAGACUGUAUUUAAUGUUAUUUAAUUGAAGUGUCGCCUACAGGUUAUUUAUUCAGUUGAUAAUGAAUUUCAAGAACGAUAACUCCGACUGUCUUAUAUGACCCUAAAAGAAAAUUUAUAUUCUUUUAUUCGAAAAGUUAACAUAAAAAGUCUCAAGAAUGCCAAGUAAAACUACUAAAGAGGGCAACGCCCCAACACCAAGAUUAUAUGAAGCACAGUUUAAUGAUCUUCAUUCAAACUGUCUUGAAGGAUCAGUCGAAGAUAUUAAAAAUUUCUUUAAGAAAGGAAACAGAAUAAAACAUUAUGACAGUGGAUUAACUCCCCUACACGUGGUUGUUUUGAGUGGAAGAAAAGAUGCACCAGAGAUAAUAGAUCUUUUAUUAGAACAAGGUGUAAAUAUUGAUGCUGUGACAACUGCUGAAGAAAAAACCGCAUUACAUCUAGUGACAGAGAACGGGGAAUUCCCUCCAGCCUUUAAUAUUGUUGUUAAAUUAUUGGAAUGCAAAGCCGAUACGACACUUAGAGACAGGAAUUUACGAACAGCGUAUGACUUAGCAUUAGCCAGAGAUAAUGACGUACUAGCUGCAGCUCUGGAUGGCACCAUGGAAACAGAGGAACUUAAACAAUUCUAUUAUAAGAAAAUGGCCGAAACUUAUGGGCCAUAUCUAAUACAAGCUGUUAUAGAUAGUGAUGAAGACUCAAUUAGAAGAAAUAUUGAUUUUCAUGCUGAUCCUAAUACACUUAACAGGCAUGGGGCUGGUGCUAUCCACUAUGCUAUCACACAUUGUAAAUUACCAACACAGAAAACCCUGCAGAUGUUGGUCGAUGCUGGUGCUGAUGUUAAUCUUAAAGAUCACGAGAACGAUACAGCUUUAAAUCUGGCUAUAAAAACAGAACGAUUAAAGAAAGAAGGUACAAUGACCAAUGUGGUUUCUAGUCUAUUAAAAUGGGGAGCAGAUCAAACUGUUAAAGAUUUGGAUGGUCGAGACGCCUAUGAUUCGGCCAAUAAACGAGGUUACAAGGACAUCAUGGCGCUGCUCAAAUCAAAGCCAGCUAAUCGGAGAGAGGAUUCAUUUAUUGCCCAAACACCUAUUCCUGAAACACCUCGUCGUACACCAGUAGAACACCCAACAGCUCGCGUUGCUAAUAAAUCACCCAAGAUGUCAGCCAAGAAAUCACCGACUAAAAAUAGCAACCCAUCAGAUUCCAGUAAACAGAACGCAAACUCUCAAGUAAAACAACAGAGUGAAUCAUCAUCUAAACCUGAUGAUAAACCAGAAGAAGGGAAUCAACAGAAGGAUAAUAAAAGAAAUGGUUCAGCUAAACAAGAUGCGAAUGAUAAAGAUAAGGAUAACAAGGAAGAUAAAUCGAAAGAUUCUGAAGAUAAGAAAAAAAGCAAAUCGUGUGUUAUAUUAUAACAAUACACCGACUUAAACAUACAUUACGCAAGAGCUAAAUCUGCCUAUUUCAGGUCUUUCUUUAGGCCUAAAAUGUUAUCUAAAUUAUUAAUUAGACAUUAAUUAACACACAAAGACCAUAAUCAACUCUCGAUGCCAAAGGAUGCCCCCGGUUUUAACUAGAUUAGAACGGUUCGCCAUUUAAUAAUUUAAUUUAAAAAUGGGAAAGCGAGGCUAAGUCUCGAAUAUAGCAGUACCCUGGUUACCACUAUGCACAAAUCUUGUCAAAACUACCAACAGUGAUAACUUGGCUCAGAAUGAAGUAAUUUGAAUGAAAUUUUCAGUAUUUUCAUUUUACAUUAUCUAUUUUUGAGCUAUUAUAGCAAGACUCUAAGCUCUUUAGCUAAAUCUUACAUAAUGUAUCUUUAAAUGAUCAUGAUCACUUUAUAUACACAUAUGGGAUACAAACUAUCGUUAAUAGUUAAACAUACAUUAUGCAAGAGGUAAAUCGGCAGGUCUUUCAUUGUGCCUGAAAUGUUAUAUAAACUAUUAAUUAGACAAUCAACUCUCGAUGCCGUCUUAUGAUCGUGGCUAGGCCUAAAAUUCAAUUGCUAAUAUCUCGGUUCAGAUCGGAGCCAUUUGACUGAAAUUUACAGCAUAUUCCCUUUUACAUUAUUUAGUUUUAACAAUUAUAGUAAGAACAGCCAGUCCUUUAUCUAAUCUUCCAUAAUGGCCCUUUAAUGUUUGGUAACAAAGAAUAUCGGGAUACUUUACCCGUAUAUAUUGUUGCCAAAUUUCUGAUAAAAACAAACGUAUUGUAUAUUGUAAUUCCAGAUCUCAGUGAAGUUAUAUAUUAGUAUUAUAUAUAAUUGUUCACAGUGGAGAAAUUUUCUAUUUGUAUUCAGUGAAAGAUUAUAUUUGUGGUAUCAUUGUCCACUGUGAUGUUUCAUAUUUGUAUUAUAUAUUGUUGACUUGAUAUUUUAUAUUUUAAUUAUAUAUUUUUAUUAUUUUAGAAUUAUUUAGCAAACAAAUUGUGAUAUUUAAACUGAUAUUUGUGAUAUUUGAGUGCAACUCAAGCUAUUUUCUUAAUAAAUUUAGUUAAUA
Messenger RNA from Patella vulgata (common limpet), 3048 nucleotides. RefSeq names its product uveal autoantigen with coiled-coil domains and ankyrin repeats protein. Gene Ontology annotation, molecular function: protein binding. The transcript has 12 exons. The coding region runs from base 706 to 1965 and encodes 419 amino acids. The record is from RefSeq and is a predicted model, not a curated record. Gene Ontology annotation, cellular component: cytoplasm; nucleus. Lineage: Eukaryota; Metazoa; Mollusca; Gastropoda; Patellidae.